AUGGCGAGAAUCGCGUUAAUGGCUGCUGCAGUGGUGCUGGCUUUUCUUGCUGCGGCGCCGGUGACUGAAGUGGCGGCGAAGAAAUGGACGGUGGGAGAUAACAAGUUCUGGAAUCCUAACGUCAACUAUACAGUUUGGGCUCAGGACAAACAUUUCUACCUCGACGACUGGCUCUAUUUUGUGUACGAGAGAAACCAAUUCAACGUCAUAGAAGUGAAUGAGACCAACUACAUUAGCUGCAAUUCCGAUAACCCAAUCGCUAAUUGGAGUCGUGGAUCUGGAAGGGACGUUGUUCAUCUCAAUGUGACCAGACAUUACUAUCUCAUUAGCGGUAAUAGUGGUGGUUGUUACAGCGGCAUGAAGCUCUCUGUUUUAGUUGAGAAACCUCCUCUUCCUCCACCAGCUUCAGCACCUAUCAUAAACAAUGCAAGAAGAGCCUUCACCGUCUCAGGUUUUGCUCCUCAGUUUGUUAUUCGGGUCGCUGUUUUUGCAGUAAUCGGGUUAUUGUGGGACAAUGUUGGUACUGGCCUUUUUGGUAACUAG
This is a messenger RNA of Eruca vesicaria subsp. sativa (arugula), 543 nucleotides long. The record is from the annotation of a GenBank genome assembly. Lineage: Eukaryota; Viridiplantae; Streptophyta; Magnoliopsida; Brassicales; Brassicaceae.